GUGAACAGAUUUAUGAGAACAAUAACUAAAGUUCUCCAAACAGCUAGUAUUGAAGGAAAGAAUGUUCAUCAGGCAUUGUAUGGUUUUCUUAGGCAGUACAGAGCAACUCCACAUUCUACCACAGCUAAGAGUCCAGCAGAGUUGUUAUAUGGAAGGAAGAUUAAAAUUCGUCUACCAUCAGUGGAAAUUGUGAAACAGGAAAGUGUGGCUGACGUGCGUAGAAAAGAUAAUGAACAGAAAAAGAAAAUGAAAGAGCGAGUGGAUGUUCAUAUGCACACAAAACAAAGUAAUUUAGGGAUUGGAGACAGUGUGUUGGUGAAGCAGCAAAAGACAAAUGUGCUGUCAACACCCUUUGACAUACAGAGUCAAGUGGAGAAAAUGAAAUACAGUUGGAGCAGAAAGAGAUGAAUUUUCUCCUAAGAGAUACAGCAAGACGGUUUACUUUGUUACGGAGACGCUUGUAC
Messenger RNA from Anneissia japonica, 464 nucleotides. RefSeq lists its product as uncharacterized. The record is from RefSeq and is a predicted model, not a curated record. Lineage: Eukaryota; Metazoa; Echinodermata; Crinoidea; Comatulida; Comatulidae. The coding region runs from base 13 to 408 and encodes 131 amino acids. Gene Ontology annotation, molecular function: nucleic acid binding. The transcript is spliced from 2 exons.